UUGUCUGUCGGCUGGGAGCGCUCGCUGGUCUAGCCGAGCCGGCACUGACUGAAGGAGGCAGAGUAUUUGCUGGGAGCUGCUUCAGGGAGGACACGUGCUGCAGCUGGAGCAUUGCGGCCAUGGGUGUGGAAGUCGAGACCAUCUCGCCCGGAGACGGAAGGACAUUUCCAAAGAAAGGCCAGACAUGUGUGGUACAUUAUACAGGGAUGCUUCAGAAUGGAAAGAAGUUUGAUUCCUCCCGAGAUCGAAACAAGCCCUUCAGGUUCAAGAUUGGCAGACAAGAAGUCAUUAAAGGAUUUGAAGAAGGAGCUGCACAGAUGAGCCUAGGUCAAAGAGCAAAGCUGACCUGCACACCCGACAUGGCAUACGGAGCCACAGGACAUCCCGGAGUCAUCCCACCAAAUGCUACUCUCAUUUUUGAUGUGGAGCUGCUUAGGAUAGAGUAAAAUGGGGCAACUGACUGAAGGCACCUGUUAAUAACCACCCACUCUUUCCCCUUGCCUUGAAUGGGAUGACCCUCCACUGGAACUUCUGUCCUCCUCACUUGGAGCUGUCCUGCCAACAAUAUCGACCCUGACGUUGCUCCCCCACUUUCCUCCCCUUUUUUACUGUUUGGGUCUGUAUGCUUCUUUGCUGUGGAGAUGGGGGGGGGGGGGGAAGGGGAACCUGGCUGUAACAUUUUUGGGUUGUACAUUUUAUUUUAAUUUGCAUGUGAAAUUUCAGAUUUGUGAUUAGAACUAUGAAUAUAUAACAAUAAAUAGAGAGAUUACUUAUUGAAGAACCACUGCCUUACUAUACACUAACAAGGAGGAAAUACACACAAGGGUGCUCAAAAACCAAGUGUAUGUGAAUGGGCAUUAGCCAAACCAAGUUACCUGCGCUGCCACUUUUUUCUCAUCUUGUAUGUUCUGCUCGCUGCUGUUUUCAACAAAAUGUCUCUCAUGAACUUUCCAAAAAUAAAAUCUUGAUACUUUA
This is a messenger RNA of Hemicordylus capensis (graceful crag lizard), 975 nucleotides long. It is a transcript of the gene FKBP1B, whose product is annotated as FKBP prolyl isomerase 1B. The record is from RefSeq and is a predicted model, not a curated record. Lineage: Eukaryota; Metazoa; Chordata; Lepidosauria; Squamata; Cordylidae. Gene Ontology annotation, biological process: regulation of cardiac muscle contraction by regulation of the release of sequestered calcium ion. Bases 120 to 446 code for a protein of 108 amino acids. Gene Ontology annotation, cellular component: sarcoplasmic reticulum membrane. The transcript is spliced from 4 exons. Gene Ontology annotation, molecular function: peptidyl-prolyl cis-trans isomerase activity.